Messenger RNA from Andrographis paniculata, 1521 nucleotides. RefSeq names its product premnaspirodiene oxygenase-like. The record is from RefSeq and is a predicted model, not a curated record. Gene Ontology annotation, molecular function: monooxygenase activity; heme binding; oxidoreductase activity, acting on paired donors, with incorporation or reduction of molecular oxygen. NCBI's taxonomy places the organism in Eukaryota, Viridiplantae, Streptophyta, Magnoliopsida, Lamiales, Acanthaceae. The coding region runs from base 1 to 1521 and encodes 506 amino acids. The transcript has 2 exons.
AUGGAAAUCCAAUGGCUACUCCUUUGCCAAUCUCUCUUUUAUUUCUUCAUCCUCUACUUCUUGUUCAGACAGUUCUGGACAUCUGAUCAUCACAACCUCCCUCCAGGUCCCCGGAAACUUCCCCUCAUCGGAAACCUGCACCACCUCUCCGGCGCCCUGCCGCACCACGCCCUCCGAGCCCUCGCCCGCAAACAUGGACCCCUCAUGUCCCUAAAGCUCGGCGAGCUCCGUACAGUCGUCGUCUCGUCUUCCCAAUUAGCCGAGCAGAUCACACGAACCAAUGACGCCGCGUUCGCCGGCCGCGUCGAGCUCAUGCUGCCGAGAAUCGUUCUGUACAACUCGUCGGACAUGGCGUCGGCGCAGUACGGCGAGUACUGGAGGACAAUGCGGAAGCUCUGCAUUUUGGAGUUUUUGAAUCACCGGAAAAUUCGAGGGUUCUUCGGACUUAUGCAGACCGAAGUGCUCCGCAUGGUGGAUCGAUUGAACGCCGAGUCGUCGGCGGGGGACCCGGUUAAUGUCACCGAGAAGAUUUUGUCCGUCGAAUGCGGGAUCAUCUGCCGAGCCACGGUGGGGCGGGUUUGGACGAAGGAUCAAGAAACGUCAUUGAUUCGGAUUAUUAAAGAAGCCGUGGCGAUCGCUGGCGUUUUCAAUUUUGUCGACGUGUUCCCGUCGAUGAAGCUUCUCCAUUUCGUGUCGGUGGGUUCGAGACGGAAGCUGGAGAGGAUGCACGAGAGGAUUGACGCCGUUCUUGAAGAAAUUAUCGAACAUCACCGAGAUAAGAAAAUGUGCGUCAAUGGCGACGACGUAGAGGAAGACAUGAUCGACAUUUUCUUGCGGGCGAGGGCGAGCAAGCGUCUUCGCAUCCCGAUAACUCGGGACAACAUCAAAGCCAACAUCUUUGAAAUGUUCAUAGCCGGGAUCGAGACAUCGUCGCUGGUGAUCGAAUGGGGAAUGUCCGAAAUGAUAAAGAACCCGCGAGUUCUGCGUAAGGCGCAACAAGAAGUCAGGCGAGUUCUCGACGGGAAGGAAAUAUUCGAACAAAUGGACAUCGAAAAGCUUAGUUACCUGAAAACGGUGAUCAAAGAGACGCUUCGAUUGCAUCCUCCCGGUCCGCUCCUCUGCCCUAGACGUUGCCGGGAGCAAUCGAGGAUCGACGGAUACGACAUCCCGGUGAACACGAUAGUCAUGAUCAAUGUUUGGGCUAUAGGAAGGGAUCCCGACAUUUGGCUCGACCCGGAGAAAUUCAUACCCGAAAGAUUCGAGCACGCUGACAUCGACUACAAAGGGAAUCAUUUCGAGCUUAUACCGUUCGGCGCCGGGAGAAGAAUUUGUCCCGGAAUAUCAUUCGGCAUCGCCGGCGUCGAGCUAAGCCUCGCCCAUUUGUUGUACCACUUCGAUUGGGGAGUUCCCGACGACGCCCCCCCGGAGGAUUUGGACAUGACGGAGAACUUCGGGGCGUCAGCGGGACGGAAGAACAAUCUGUGCCUGAUUGCUACUCGCCGAGGCGAAUCCAUUCGAUGA